GGACUGCGCGUAGAAAACUGUGUAGAGAAUGUUGACGAACUGACUAGUUUGAGAAGAAAAACUCAUGUAACUAUGAACAUUGGUGAGGAUGGCGAGGACUACUCGGAUAGCGAGGACGCCUUCAACUUGUCAACGUCGGUGUUCAACUUCAGCCUGAAGGAGGCUCUACAGAUCCUUCAGGAACACCGCCAGUCCCGCAGGAUACUCAGACCUGACGCAGAGAUAGUCCUCAUUGUCUUCUACUCCGUGCUCAUCACCUCAGGUGUCGUGUCCAACGCCCUGCUGUGCUUUGUAGUGGCUCGACAGUGUUCACGCCGCACCAUGUCCAACUCGGGUCCGACGCCUCGCAACCUCUACAUCGUGAACCUAGCGAUCGCCGACCUGGGGCUGUGUCUCCUGGUCAUGCCUUUCACCCUCAUCUCCCUGCUGAGGACCGAGUGGACCUUGGGAGUCUUCCUCUGCAAGAUGGUGCCUGUAGCUCAGGGAACCAACAUCACAGUCAGUGCGGGAACCAUAUCUGCAAUAGCACUUGACAGGUAUUACACGAUAGUUCGGUCGCCAAGAGGCCAGGUAUGUCAGAUGGCCACUUGCAGCGUCGCAGUCACCAUCACUCUCCUCUGGACCUUCUCUGUACUAGUUAUGGUCCCCCUGGUGCUCUACCAGGACGUGGAAGUCAUCAAAAUUGGGGGUCUGGUGAUGUACGAGGUGUGUGUAGAGCGAUGGCCCACGCCUCUUAUCCAGUGCAUCUACACUCUUAGUUUAUCAGUUCUGCAGUUCCUUGUGCCAGUUCUCGUGCUAACAAUCAUCCACACGAAGAUCUCUGCCUACCUCAGUGUCCAUCUGAUAUCUCCACCAGGACCGAGACAAUCUAUAUGUAAAAGAGCCAAGAGAGAGUUCCGCCGUAACCGUCGCACAAUGAUCAUCCUCUCCUGUAUCGCCAUCGUGUACGCCCUGUCGUGGCUGCCCAUGACUGCCUUCACAGUCGUCAUGGAGCUCAACCCUCACGCGCUCACCUCCCCCCAAACCAUCUACCUGGUGUUCUCAGUUUGUCACUUGGUGGCGAUGAGCUCCACGGUCACCAACCCUCUGCUCUACGGUUGGCUCAACACCAACUUCCGUCGCGAGCUUGGUUCUGUCCUCGGCAGGGAGAAGAAGGAGCGAACACAGCGGGCUCAGAGGAUGCAGUACACGAGUGUCCACAGGCCGUCGGUGUUCGCGAAGGACCGUCGUAUCAGCUUCACCUUCCUAACGACGCUGACGACGGGCACUGCAACUACCAGCCACAGAGGGCUCAGCAUACACGGGCCUGUGUCCAGGGUAGACCAUGUCUAAAUACGGGCACCGCCACAACCAGCCACAGAGGGCUCAGCAUACACGGGCCUGUGUCCAGGGUAGACCAUGUCUAACUACGGGCACUGCCACAACCAGCCACAGAGGGCUCAGCAUACACGGGCCUGUGUCCAGGGUAGACCAUGUCUAACUACGGGCACCGCCACAACUAGCCACAGAGGGCUCAGCAUACACGGGCCUGUGUCCUGGGUAGACCAUGUCUAACGACGGGCACCGCCACAACCAGCCACAGAGGGCUCAGCAUACACGGGCUUGUGUCCAGGG
This is a messenger RNA of Macrosteles quadrilineatus (aster leafhopper), 1614 nucleotides long. RefSeq names its product neuropeptide Y receptor type 2-like. Gene Ontology annotation, biological process: G protein-coupled receptor signaling pathway. Gene Ontology annotation, molecular function: neuropeptide Y receptor activity. The record is from RefSeq and is a predicted model, not a curated record. Bases 73 to 1332 code for a protein of 419 amino acids. Gene Ontology annotation, cellular component: membrane. NCBI's taxonomy places the organism in Eukaryota, Metazoa, Arthropoda, Insecta, Hemiptera, Cicadellidae. The transcript has 6 exons.